AUGGCAACAGUUUGGUACUUGCUUGUCGGGCUCCCUCUUUUGCUUUGGAGCCACCUUCUGGCAUCGCCAGUGUAUGCAGAAUCCAUACAAUGCGAGGCCAUCUCCAAUGCUAGGAACACAUCCAAUGGAGUCCAAAGUGUGACUAAGCCUAGAGUCUUCAUCUUCUCCGACAUUCUCAACGAACCAGACGAUUCCAUGUCACUCAUUCGCCUGCUCUUGUACUCGAAUCAGCUAGAUAUUCGGGGGCUUUGCGCAACUACAUCGACAUUCUUGAGGAACCAGACACAUCCGGAAGAGAUGACGAGAAUACUUCAAGUGUACGGCACAGUCGUGGGUAAUCUCAACCGCCAUGUUUCGCAGGCCUCCCAGUACAGCAGCUCGGAUGUCCUCUUGCCAUUAGUAUCCUCUGGGCCUAAGGUCUAUGGAAUGGAAGCACUGAAUACAUCUUUAAGCGAAGGGGCGAAGCACCUAAUUGAAAAGCUCCAAGAAUCCUCGGAGCCACUUUAUGUUAGUCUUUGGGGAGGUGCAGGCACUUUGGCACAAGCUCUCAAGCAGAUUGAGACCGACCUGUCAUCAGUGAAUGCUGCGCUGCUACGGUCCCGUCUUCGAGUUUAUGCCAUCUCAGACCAGGAUGGCACCGGGUCAUGGAUCCAAGCUCGAUGGCCCGACAUUUUCUACAUUACGAGCAUCAAUGGAUUCAACGAGUUUGAGGGCGCAACAUGGGUAGGCAUCAACACUGACGACAAUGGUUUUGCGAAUACUACCAAGAUCAAGAACGCUUGGGCCGAUCAGAAUAUUCGAGUCGGGCCUCUCGGGAGCAUAUACCCUCAGAUUCUGUAUGGGAUGGAGGGCGACUCGCCCAGCUUCCUGUGGCUGGUCUCGAAUGGCCUCUCGGUCCUCGAUAUGCCAAGCUUGGGAGGUUGGGGCGGCCGCUAUACCAGAGUCUCCGAAGUCAAUGGUUUCAAUUGGUAUGGCAACGCUCCAGACAGCUUGUCACUUUCUUCGGGAAGUCAAUACCGGAGCAGUCAGGCAACGAUCUGGCGCUGGAGAGAUGCCAUGCAAGACGAUUUCGCCGCUCGCAUGCAGUGGACUUUGAACAAUAGCGUGAGUGCUGUAGCGCAUCCACCUCAACUGAGCAUCAAUGGCUCGACAGGCACCGAAGUUGUGAGAUUCGAUCUCAGCCUCAAUGGAUCAAUCAUUCUCGAUGCGGCUAGUACUUGUGAUGCUGACCACCCUGGAGAAACGAGCCAACUCGACUUUGAGUGGUUUGGAUACCCGCCACCUCUGGGCUUCGGCGUCCAACCUUCCCUCACAAUUCUACCACUCACCUCUCCACUCGGGACGAAUGGUAUUCUCCCUCUGAAUGAGGCAGGCUUUGCAAAUGUCACCCUUGGACCAAAGGUACGCAUCUCACCGCCAACUGAUGCUGGCUCUGCGACGGAUGGGGAGGAGUGGCAUGUCGUAUUACAGGUUAGCACCAAAAAAAGGCCUCACGCGAUCCGCCGGUACAAAAGAGUUAUUAUCACGACGCGUGCAUAG
Colletotrichum acutatum is the source of this 1539-nucleotide messenger RNA. RefSeq lists its product as uncharacterized. Gene Ontology annotation, molecular function: hydrolase activity, hydrolyzing N-glycosyl compounds. The transcript has 2 exons. Lineage: Eukaryota; Fungi; Ascomycota; Sordariomycetes; Glomerellales; Glomerellaceae. The record is from RefSeq and is a predicted model, not a curated record. Bases 1 to 1539 code for a protein of 512 amino acids.